AUGCAACAGUGUGAUAGUAAAUAUGUCGUAAAGUAUUAUGGGUCGUAUUUCAAGAAUUCUGAUUUGUGGAUUGUCAUGGAGUACUGCGGUGCUGGUUCUGUUUCCGACAUUAUGCGACUAAGGCGCAAAACAUUAACCGAAAGUGAAAUAAGUGCUGUUUUGAGAGAUACGUUAGAAGGACUAAAAUAUCUUCACAAUCUCAAGAAAAUCCACCGAGAUAUCAAAGCUGGCAAUAUCUUACUAAAUACGGAAGGGCAAGCGAAACUGGCCGACUUCGGUGUAGCUGGACAAUUGACGUAUAAGAAAUAA
Molecule: messenger RNA, 309 nt
Organism: Cooperia oncophora
Lineage: Eukaryota; Metazoa; Nematoda; Chromadorea; Rhabditida; Trichostrongylidae
Source: the annotation of a GenBank genome assembly